Molecule: messenger RNA, 1545 nt
Organism: Rattus norvegicus (Norway rat)
Lineage: Eukaryota; Metazoa; Chordata; Mammalia; Rodentia; Muridae
Source: RefSeq, a predicted model, not a curated record
ACGGAUAGAAUAAAAAGGGCCCAAGAAUCAGCACCUCACAAGCAGGAGACUUAGGGAGUUAUGUAAGCCCCAGACUUCAGGGCUGAGGAAUGAGAGAAGGGAAGUGUCCAGGAUGGUAGGAUGAGCACAGGUACUGUAGCAUGGAAAGCAGAAGCUGCUGCAGGGCCCUGUAACAGGAAGCCUCAUCACACGCUCCUGAUGGACAGAUGCUGAGAACCAGACACUCCAUAAAAUGGGUACUGCCUUGCAUGAAACCAACAGCUCAGACUUCCACGUGACCGAGUUCAUUCUGCUGGGAUUCCCAGGCAUUCAUGACUUCCAGCACUGGAUCUCCUUGCCUAUGGCUCUGCUUUACAUUGUAGCUCUUGGUGCCAAUAUCCUUAUCUUGAUCACCGUCUACUGUGAGCCAAGCCUGCAUCAGCCAAUGUACCAGUUUCUUGGUAUCUUGGCUGCAGUAGAUAUUGGCUUGGCUACCACCAGCACCCCCAAGAUCCUGGCCAUCUUGUGGUUUGAUGCCAAGACCAUCAGCCUCCCUGAGUGUUUUGCUCAAAUCUAUGCAAUCCAUACUUUUAUGUGCAUAGAGUCAAGCAUCUUCCUGUGCAUGGCAAUAGAUAGAUACGUAGCCAUUUGUUAUCCCCUCCGGUAUCCUUCCAUAGUCACUGAAGCUUUUGUAAUCAAAGCCACACUGACCAUGCUGCUAAGGAACAGCCUGUUACCCAUGCCAGUCCCUGUACUAGCUGCCCAGAGACAGUACUGCUCCAGAAAUGAAAUAGAUCACUGCCUUUGCUCUAACUUGGGCGUUAUUAGUCUGGCCUGUGAUGAUAUCACUGUCAACAGGUUCUACCAGUUGACCUUGGCCUGGAUUAUGGUUGGAAGUGACAUGAUUCUGGUCUGUGCAUCCUAUGCUUUGAUUAUUUGCUCAGUACUGAGGCUGAACUCCACUGAGGCAAUAUCUAAGGCCCUCAGUACCUGCAGCUCCCACCUCAUUCUCAUUUUGUUUUACUACCCAGCUAUUGUUAUAUUAUCCGUCACUCACCUAGCAGGAAGAAGGGUUCCCCUCAUCCCAGUUCUCCUCAAUGUGAUGCAUAUUGUCAUCCCCCCAUCUCUUAACCCAGUGGUAUAUGCCCUUAGGACACAGGAGCUGAAGGUAGCCUUCCAGAAGGUACUUGGCUUUAGUGAGUAUAUGUCCAGGAAGUGAACUGUAUGGGAAAGAACUCUAAAGGCAGUUUUGCAGGAAAAAGAAAGUAUAGACUUUAGCCCCAAAAUACAUUGUUAAAAUUUUAUCUCUCCCCAUUUCUAGAUCAUUGACUCAAGCUCACCUACCAUGAGGACUAUAUUCCAUAUAUAAAUUGUCCCUGAUGCUUUUCAUAAAUGUUCCUUCCCACUUCCUAUAAGAGCCUAUGAUGCAGUACUCUGUUUUGUAUGUUCUGCAUUGGAAAUGGACUGGGAAACUGCCAAUGUUGACUUGGAAGUUUAAACCUGAGAUUUGAAUUCAGAUAGUAUCUUUCUUUUCUCCAUCUUUAUUAAAUUGGGUAUUUCUUAUUU